This is a messenger RNA of Dendronephthya gigantea, 489 nucleotides long. RefSeq names its product lactadherin-like. The transcript has 3 exons. Lineage: Eukaryota; Metazoa; Cnidaria; Anthozoa; Malacalcyonacea; Nephtheidae. Bases 1 to 489 code for a protein of 162 amino acids. The record is from RefSeq and is a predicted model, not a curated record.
AUGCCAUGCCAUGCAGGUGUUGAUCGAGCAGUACGUACAGAGGCUCUUGGGAUGGAAGAUCGUAGUAUCCUUGAUAGUCAAAUCACGGCAUCAAGCAUUUGGAAUAGUGGUUAUCGUGUGGCUAAUGGAAGAUUAAAUUUCAAACAGCCUAGUGGCAAAUUUGAAUCCUGGUCGGCAUUGUCCAAUGAUCUCAAUGAGUGGCUUCAAGAUAAUUUUCAACGAGUUACACUCAUCACAAAAAUCGGUACGCAAGGACGCAAUGACGCGAAUCAAUUUGUUAAGAGUUACACCAUCUCUUUCAGCCGAGAAGGGAAGUGUUUCUCGAAUUAUACCCAAGGGGAUGCUAUCAAGCCAGGUAACAACGAUCACAAUACGACUGUCCAUCAAACUGUGAUUCCUCAUAUUUCUGCUCGGUUCAUUCGUCUUCAUCCGACAGCUUGGGAAAAUCAUAUUUCCAUGAGAGUCGAGUUUUAUGGCUGCUCGGUGUAA